Molecule: messenger RNA, 789 nt
Organism: Cladophialophora psammophila CBS 110553
Lineage: Eukaryota; Fungi; Ascomycota; Eurotiomycetes; Chaetothyriales; Herpotrichiellaceae
Product: 2,3-bisphosphoglycerate-dependent phosphoglycerate mutase
Exons: 2
Coding region: 1-789 (262 amino acids)
Biological process (GO): ribose phosphate biosynthetic process
Molecular function (GO): sedoheptulose-bisphosphatase activity
Source: RefSeq, a predicted model, not a curated record
AUGACGACCCCCCGCUGCUUCAUCGUCCGGCACGGUGAGACAGAAUGGUCCCUCUCAGGAAAGCACACGGGGACCACCGACAUACCCCUGACCAAGGACGGAGAGAAGCGAGUGCGCACAACGGGGAAGGCCCUCGUGGGAGACGAUAGGUUGAUCGUGCCGAAGCAGCUGGUUCACAUUUACGUCUCCCCUCGCCACCGUGCCCAAAGAACCCUCGAACUCCUCAGUCUAGGCUGCCAGGAGCCCUACCCCUGGCAGCAGUCCCAAUCCAAGCCCAACGAUCAUGAACCACUCCACAGAACCAAUGCCCCGGUCACGGUCGACCCGCGCAUCGCAGAAUGGGACUACGGUGAUUACGAAGGCAUUACAAGCGCCGAGAUCCGCGCCCUGCGCAAGGAACAGGGGCUUGGGCCCUGGGACAUCUGGCGCGAUGGCUGCCCUGGCGGCGAAUCUCCCCAAGACAUCAUCAAUCGCAUUGACGAUCUGAUUCGCGAAAUUAGAGAAAAGUACCACUGCAAGGUGAUAGGGAAACCGAAGCAGCCCGGUGUCACAGGGGACGUUCUCGUCGUGGGCCAUGGCCAUAUUCUGAGGGCCUUUGCCGUACGCUGGAUCGGCCGACCACUCACGGAGACGGCGAUGAUUAUGGAAGCGGGGGGUGUCGGCACGCUGAGUUACGAACACCACAACAUUCACGAGCCGGCAAUAUUGCUCGGUGGAGGGUUCGUCGUAGGGGACGAUAAGGAUGAGAUCGAGAAGGGACAGAAGGAGGGAAAUGAAGGAAAUUCAUGA